Molecule: messenger RNA, 1173 nt
Organism: Entrophospora sp. SA101
Lineage: Eukaryota; Fungi; Glomeromycota; Glomeromycetes; Entrophosporales; Entrophosporaceae
Source: the annotation of a GenBank genome assembly
AUGAUCACUGGUGAUCAAUUGAUCAUCGCAAAAGAAGUCGCUCAUAGACUUGGUAUGAAUCGUGUCAUCUUGGAUGCUAAUCAUCUUGUAGAUCCUGAAAAAAGCGAAGAAGAAGUCACCCAACAUUGUGAAAGGGCUGAUGGUUUUGCUCAAGUCAUACCUGAACAUAAAUAUCGUGUGGUUGAACUUUUACAAAAACGUGGCCUGCUUGUUGGAAUGACUGGUGAUGGUGUAAACGAUGCUCCUGCAUUGAAGAAAGCAAAUGUUGGUAUUGCUGUACAUGGUUGCACAGAUGCUGCUAGAUCAGCCGCAGAUAUUGUCUUAUUGGCUCCUGGUCUUUCCACAAUUGUUGAUGGUAUUAUUACAUCACGUGCAAUCUUUCAGCGUAUGAGAUCUUAUGCUUUGUAUCGUAUCACCUCCACCGUUCAUUUCUUAAUUUUCUUUUUCUUCAUCACACUGAUAGAGGACUGGGAGAUGAGUCCAAUUCUUUUGAUUCUUAUAGCUUUGUUGAAUGACGCUGCCACUUUAGUCAUAGCUGUAGAUAAUGCAAAGAUUUCAUCAAAUCCUGACAAAUGGAGACUUGGACAAUUGAUUACUUUGUCAUUGGUGUUAGGUGUACUUUUAACAGCUCUUUCAUUUGCGCAUUUCUAUAUUGCAACUCAUGUUUUUGGAAUUGAUAAAGAAGACGAGAGAUUAGAGACUAUCAUGUAUUUACACAUUUCAUCAGCUCCACAUUUUGUCAUUUUCUCAACUAGAUUAUCGGGAUACUUUUGGGAAAAUUUACCAUCACCAACUUUCUUCAUAGCUGUAAUGGGUACUCAAGUAUUUGCUAUGUUCAUCUCAAUUUAUGGUGCCUUAACUCCUGCUGUUGGAUGGGGAUGGGGUGUUGGUAUCAUAGGAGUUUCAUUGAUAUACUUUGUAUUUUUAGAUAUUGUUAAAGUUGCUAUAUUUAAAUAUUGGUCAUUUGAAUUAACAGCAAGAUUAUGGCCAUCAAAAGCUCAUAAAACCAAGUUAAGUGGUCGUAAAUCAGAUGCUUUAUAUCAAGCCAGAAUUUCUAAAAGUGUUGCAAAAGUACGUAAAGUUCUUUUAAUUUGUAAAGUUUUAUUGGCUUUUGAACAAGCAAAGAAAUUAAGCACAAAGAAAGCUAUUGCUGGACCAUCGACAUCAUCAUAA